This is a messenger RNA of Grosmannia clavigera kw1407, 1122 nucleotides long. Its product is annotated as xylitol dehydrogenase. Gene Ontology annotation, biological process: D-sorbitol catabolic process. The transcript has a single exon. Lineage: Eukaryota; Fungi; Ascomycota; Sordariomycetes; Ophiostomatales; Ophiostomataceae. The coding region runs from base 1 to 1122 and encodes 373 amino acids. Gene Ontology annotation, molecular function: zinc ion binding; L-iditol 2-dehydrogenase (NAD+) activity. The record is from RefSeq and is a predicted model, not a curated record.
AUGCCCGAAUUUCUGCUCAUCGCUGUUGCUGGUCUGGCCGGGCUCUGCGCUGACUCUCCGCAGAACCUCUCCUUCGUGCUGAAGCGGCAGCACGAGGUGACCUUUGAGGAGCGCCCGGUGCCGACGAUCAAGUCGCCCCACGAUGUGCUCGUGGGCGUGAACUACACGGGCAUCUGCGGCUCCGACAUCCACUACGUGGAGCACGGUGCCAUCGGGCACUAUGUGGUCAAGGAGCCCAUGGUGCUGGGCCACGAGUCAGCAGGCACGGUGGUGGCUGUGGGCGACGCAGUCAAGACGCUCAAGGUGGGCGACCGGGUGGCUUUGGAGCCAGGAUACCCAUGCCGGCACUGCGAGCCAUGUCUGAGCGGCCACUACAACCUGUGCCCGGACAUGCGGUUUGCGGCAACGCCGCCCAUCGACGGCACGCUGACAGGCUUCUGGACCGCGCCGGCCGACUUCUGCUACAAGCUGCCCGAGGUCGUGUCGCUGCAGGAGGGCGCGCUGAUCGAGCCGCUGGCCGUGGCCGUGCACAUUGUCGGCCGUCAGGGCCGCAUCCAACCGGGCCAGUCCGUCGUGGUGAUGGGUGCCGGCCCGGUCGGCCUGCUCUGCUGUGCCGUGGCACGGGCCUAUGGCGCGACCAAGGUCGUCUCCGUCGACAUCGUGCAGUCCAAGCUCGAGUUUGCCCGCAGCUUCGCGGCCACACACACAUACGUCAGCCAACGCGUCUCGGCCGAGGAAAACGCCCGGAACAUUGUCGAGCUGGCCGACCUGGGCGGCGGUGCCGACGUCGUCAUUGACGCCUCAGGUGCCGAGCCCAGCAUCCAGGCCAGCCUGCACGUCGUCCGCAACGGCGGUACGUACGUGCAGGGCGGCAUGGGUCGCGCCGACAUCACCUUCCCCAUCAUGGCGUUCUGCCUUAAGGAGGUCACCGCACGCGGCAGCUUCCGCUAUGGCUCCGGCGACUACAAGCUGGCCAUCGAGCUCGUCGCUGCCGGCAAGAUCGACGUCAAGAAGCUCAUCACGACGACCGUGCCGUUUGACCAGGCCGAGACGGCCUUUAACAAGGUCAAGGAGGGCCAGGUGAUCAAGAUCCUGAUCGCCGGACCCAACGAGAAGCUGUAG